Messenger RNA from Aureobasidium melanogenum CBS 110374, 765 nucleotides. RefSeq lists its product as uncharacterized. Lineage: Eukaryota; Fungi; Ascomycota; Dothideomycetes; Dothideales; Saccotheciaceae. Gene Ontology annotation, cellular component: nucleus; cytoplasm. Gene Ontology annotation, biological process: secondary metabolite biosynthetic process. The record is from RefSeq and is a predicted model, not a curated record. Bases 1 to 765 code for a protein of 254 amino acids. The transcript has a single exon.
AUGGCUACCACACCACCAAAGCCCAUCGACCUCUCCCUUCCUCGCAUCCUCUGCCUCCACGGCGGCGGCGUGACAGCCGAAGUCUUCCAACUCCAAGCUCGCAGCCUCAUCAAAGCCCUACCUACCUUCCGCCUCGUCUUCGCAGAUGGCCCCUUCUUCUGCGCUCCGGGUCCCGGCAUUGCAUCCGUCUACGAAGACUAUGGUCCUUUCCGUCGCUGGCUGCGCUGGCUGCCUGAACACCCUGAUAUCGAUGACGAGACUGCCAUCGAGGAAGUCAUGUAUGCGAUUGACACUUGCAAGAGCAGCGAUCCUGGUACAGGACCUUGGGUGGGCUUGAUGGGCUUCAGCCAGGGCGCUAAGCUUGCGGCGAGUUUGCUGUACGAUCAGCAAGUGCGCGUUGAGAAGACAGGCCACGCAGAUACAGACUACAAGUUUGCAGUGCUGUUGGCUGGAAGGCAGCCGUUGAUGCAGUUGUCCGAGUACUCAGUCGGACCGGCUACAUUGGGCGCUGGCGAGAUCAGCGAAGGCUUCAACUAUGAGGGGUCCAAUGAGCAUAUCCUCAAACUACCGACGAUACAUGUACAUGGACUUAAUGAUGCUGGUCUACAUCUACACAGGGAUCUGCUGAGAAAGUACUGUCAUCCUGACAGUGUGACACUUAUUGAGUGGGACGGCACCCACCGCGUACCGCUGAAGAAGACCGACGUUGACAGGAUAUGCACCGAGAUAUACAGGAUCGCAAAAUCGCAGGGCGUAAGGUGUUGA